GGUUCGCGGCGCGGGCCGGCGAGCGGGGCGAUGGCGAAGACCGUGGCCUACUUCUACGACCCGGACGUCGGCAACUUCCACUACGGGGCUGGACAUCCCAUGAAGCCCCAUCGCCUGGCACUGACCCACAGUCUGGUGUUGCACUACGGACUCUACAAAAAGAUGAUUGUAUUUAAGCCGUACCAGGCCUCCCAGCACGAUAUGUGCCGUUUUCACUCAGAAGAUUACAUUGACUUCCUUCAGAGGGUGAGUCCAAACAACAUGCAAGGAUUCACCAAGAGCCUCAAUGCUUUCAACGUAGGGGAUGACUGUCCAGUCUUCCCAGGACUGUUCGAGUUUUGCUCUCGCUACACUGGGGCCUCCUUGCAAGGAGCAACACAACUGAACAAUAAGAUUUGUGAUAUUGCCAUAAACUGGGCAGGAGGCUUGCACCACGCGAAGAAGUUUGAGGCCUCUGGUUUUUGUUACGUCAACGACAUCGUGAUCGGCAUUUUGGAGCUUCUCAAGUAUCACCCACGUGUCCUUUACAUUGAUAUCGAUAUUCAUCACGGAGAUGGCGUUCAGGAGGCUUUUUAUUUGACGGACCGGGUCAUGACGGUUUCUUUUCACAAAUACGGAAACUACUUCUUCCCUGGUACAGGUGACAUGUAUGAAGUUGGGGCAGAAAGUGGCCGCUAUUACUGCCUGAAUGUGCCUUUGCGUGAUGGAAUUGAUGACCAAAGUUACAAACACCUUUUCCAGCCAGUCAUUAAUCAAGUGAUAGACUUCUACCAGCCCACAUGCAUCGUACUACAGUGUGGUGCUGACUCGCUUGGUUGUGACCGCCUGGGUUGCUUUAACCUCAGUAUAAGAGGACAUGGCGAGUGUGUGGAAUAUGUCAAGAGUUUCAACAUCCCUCUGCUGGUGUUGGGGGGAGGCGGCUACACGGUUCGCAACGUGGCCCGGUGCUGGACCUAUGAGACUUCGCUGCUUGUGGAUGAAGCAAUUAGCGAGGAGCUCCCAUACAGUGAAUACUUUGAAUACUUUGCUCCAGACUUUACCCUCCACCCGGAUGUCAGCACUAGAAUUGAAAACCAGAACUCGAGGCAGUACCUAGAUCAAAUCCGGCAGACCAUCUUCGAGAACCUGAAGAUGCUGAACCAUGCGCCCAGUGUACAGAUCCACGAUGUUCCUUCUGAUUUGUUGAGCUACGACCGCACAGAUGAGCCGGAUCCGGAAGAGAGGGGCUCAGAAGAGAACUACAGCAGGCCUGAGGCUUCCACAGAAUUCUACGAUGGUGACCACGAUAAUGAUAAAGAAAGUGACGUGGAGAUAUGAGUCCUGAACCAUGUGGAUUUUUGGACUGUGUCAUGUUCCCUGCGUGGAUGAGAGAGCUCAAAGGAAACAGCCGCUCUGCCCACCCGCUGGUCGCUUGAAGUGACAGCAAAAGCAUUGCUGAAGCACACAAAGACUUGUGCACGAGGGGCCGUGACACCCCCCCUCCCCAUUUCCCAUGAGAUUGUGCCUCUGUCAUCGCCUGUGGGAUCAGAGAUUCCUCCUAAGAAUUCUAGGGCCAUGGCUGCUGUCUGACCAGUGACUUUCUCCCUUCGCGCAGACAUUUCAAGGAGAACAUUUCCGUCUUCAGCAGCUCUCUUGUCUUUUGUUGUGCUACAAGCUUUUCACGUCUGCGUACUUCUGCUGCAGCGGCAGAUCCAUAACCCGCAGAAAGCUGCACUGAAAGUCAUUUUCCUGCCAGGUUCCCUGCCAGUGAGUCCUCUGUCGCAUUCACUCGUACAAAAAGCGAACCGGGUUAUUUUUGUUAAUAUCCUUCUGGGCCACAGUGAACAUAGGAGGGGUUAAUUUGGGGUCCAGUACAAGACUGCAGGGUCUUUCAUCCCUACAGCUGUUCUUCCCCCUCCCCGCCCCAAACGCAGACACUGAGAAAUCUUUAUCCAUGUGGGCGUUGGAGGAGGGGGGGCAAUCAGACUAGGACAUGAUCCCCCCCCCCUUUUGUCAUGUUGCUGACCAGGAUGUCAGCCUGGUACCCGAAACCAUUAUCGACUGAGGAUUUAAUUCUGUGGAGGUAGCAAGCCUUCAUACUUGGCACACUCUGCACCUUCUGCCUGUAACUGCGUUGGCCCUCGUGCCCCCAGAGGAGCUCUCCCUGCGUCUUUACUUCAGUCAAGGGGCAGGUUGUGACAGAAAACACACCCUUGGUUGUGGGGACAUUGGUUCUGUUCUCCUGUUCGCUGUGGGUGCAUUUCCCCCACUCGUGAGCUUCUUCAGCACAGGGGCAAGUGAAUUCAGCCUUGAGGGUGUGUGACAAAUCCCACGUUCACGGUAUGGUCGGUUUGCCAGAGCUUGGAAUAUCUCCCUGGGUUAAUGGCAAAGGGAAACCCAUUUCCCCCCUUUUGCAACAGUUUUUAUGGAGCCAACGUGGGCCUGGUGUUUGGUCUUGCACCGGCCAUGUGCCGUGUCUGCUGCUGCUGCUACCUGUCCAUCUGGGUUGUGAGGGUGUCGUCGUCGUCGUCGUCGUUGCAGUGACAUCCUCGUUGUUGUUCCUUGUAUUGUCCUUGUAUUUUUACCAAUGUUUCAGAAUAUUAAACCGCAGGAUGGUAUUUUUUUCUUA
Messenger RNA from Eublepharis macularius, 2608 nucleotides. RefSeq names its product histone deacetylase 3 (gene HDAC3). Gene Ontology annotation, molecular function: histone deacetylase activity. Bases 31 to 1317 code for a protein of 428 amino acids. The record is from RefSeq and is a predicted model, not a curated record. Lineage: Eukaryota; Metazoa; Chordata; Lepidosauria; Squamata; Eublepharidae. The transcript is spliced from 15 exons.